Molecule: messenger RNA, 5711 nt
Organism: Gaeumannomyces tritici R3-111a-1
Lineage: Eukaryota; Fungi; Ascomycota; Sordariomycetes; Magnaporthales; Magnaporthaceae
Exons: 1
Coding region: 558-5474 (1638 amino acids)
Biological process (GO): ribosome-associated ubiquitin-dependent protein catabolic process; rescue of stalled cytosolic ribosome
Cellular component (GO): RQC complex; cytosol
Molecular function (GO): zinc ion binding; ubiquitin protein ligase activity; ribosomal large subunit binding
Source: RefSeq, a predicted model, not a curated record
CUGCUAUGCGCGCAUCUGCCUGAGCCUAGGGGUGUUCUCAGCCUCAUGAUAAAUUGAGGGAAAAACACAUAGAAGACGGCGCGAUGAGUGUACCUUGAUUUGAAGUUGUCUUCUGGCUUCGCGGCGGCGGCUGCUAGUUAAUAAACACACCCUUUGUUCCCGCGGCGGCCUUUGUUCAGCGAAGCCCGCACGCGCAUUCAAGAGCCACUCCACCAAGCUACCCCACCAAAUCACGUCACACAAGGCUGGACACGUUGAACACAGUUUGCGCCUCAGAUCGUCAACCACGGCGCGCAAGGGGAAAGAAGAAAAGAACUUUCUGCAGCCUCGGGCGCUGCGUCAACUUUAAGGUUGCGGAGUUACGGUCCAGCGGCUCGACGAACGGAGAUAGCUCCUUACCGAUGUAUAGGACUGGCCGACAGCAGCCGCAAUUCCACGGCCGAAUCCUAGUGUCGUGAAAACAUCAACAUUACCUCGAAAUCAAACUUGAGUCCCAGACCACAUCUCGAACAGCACAUCUGCCAGAGCACAAGCCUUCCUUCAACCACCCAGCAAAUAUGACUAGGUUCUCGGGUAAGUCGCGCGCCGCAGGUGGCGCCAAGGGCUUCUCCAGCCACUCCCCUAGCCCCUUCGGCGCAUUUUCGUCAUCGGCAGGUGGGAGCCGUCUCUCGUACCUCUUUGAGCCGCCCAACUUGUCCUCCAUCUCGGACCCCAACGUCGCCGUGUCUCUCAAGAACGUGCUCAAGAAGGACAGCACCACCAAGGCCCGCGCCCUCGAGGAGCUGGUAUCGCACGCCCAGCAGCAGCCGCCUGCCUCAGCCCCCGAUGGCGUCGAGGAUGCUGUGCUGGACGCGUGGGUCCAGAUAUACCCACGCGCCGCCGUCGACAACUCUCGUCGCGUCCGCGAGCUCGCCCACUCCUUGCUGCUCGAUCUCGUGAAGUCGGCAAAGAAGCGCAUGGAAAGGCGCAUCCCCAAGAUCGUCGGCCCAUGGCUUGCCGGCACAUACGAUAAAGACCGCGUCGUUGCCCGCGCCGCCACCGACGCACUACAGUCUCUCUUCAACACGGACGAGAAGAUACUUCAGUUCUGGAGGCGUUGCCAGCCGCAGAUUCUCGAGUAUGCCAUCGAGGCCGUUCAAGAGACGCCCGACAGCCUGAGCGACGAGCGCUCGACCACCAAGGACGAUUCCGAAGCGAAGUACCACAGGGUUCUCAGCGGAGGCUUGUCUCUCGUCAUGGCGCUGCUGCAGAGACUGGACGUCUCCGAGAUUCAGAAGAACCAGGAGGAUUACGACAGGUUCUUCUCCUUGGAUGCCGUCUGGAACGCCGCGACCUCCCAAGACUCCUUUGUUAGGAGACAGUACUACCAGCUCCUCUCGCUGGCGUUGGAGACACAAGAAGCCGCCCUUGAUGCACAUAUCCCCAAGGUCGGGAAGCUCCUCGUCUCGGAGGCUGUCAAGAGCGAUCAGACCGGGUCUGCGACAGAUCUGGUCAAAGUCUUGGCUAGCUUGACAAAGCUUCACCCAGAAAUCUGGGGGACCAAGAAGCCCUCACUGCCGAGACUCCGUGUCCUCCUGGAGAAGGGGUCCCAGGGGAGCGCCGCACCGUCGAUGUUCUGGCAGUUCCUUGAUCAGCUCAUCGCCGUUAUGCCCCAGGAGAACCUCACGCCAGAGACUGCUGCGGAUACUCUCAAGUCCAUCAAGACGGGUAUUUCGAACCGGAGCGAGCCUGCCACCGCCGCCCUUGACGCUUGGUCUACGUACCUGUCUGUGUUCAGGCGGCUGUCCCCGAAACUCGCAUCUGGAGAGUUGCGGUCCGACCUUGCCACCAAGUACAUACAGCCCCUGAUUGAAGACUACGUGCAUACCGAAGGAGUCGCCAGUCGCUCCACAACCCAGCUGACCGUUGCGGUUCGCGCCACGCUCAUGCUGUCUAGCCUGUCAGACCCUACCAUCACCCAGGUCGCCAAGGAGAUUUGGAACACCAUCUCGGACCAGCUUGUCGAGAAUCUGCAGAGCUCGCUUUCUGAAGCGCCGGAAGACUUCGAAAAGGCUCAAAAGACUCUGGCCGACGAGUGUACUCGCUUCUACUCUGUAGUUGGUGGCAUUCACGAGAGGACCAGCUCAAACACCGCAAAAGAAGCUGCCGAAGUGGCUGUCGAUAUCACAUCGCCAGCAGCAGCAAAACUCCUCCUCGGUGCUAUGCAGGUUCUCAUACGCGGAACCUACAAGCUGUUCGGAGCUGCUUCGGUCCUUGAUGCUGCACUUUCCAAAUGCCCCUUCCUGCUGAAGCGCGAAGAGGUGAUGCCCGACCUCGAGCGUCUCUUCCCGACCGACAGCCAAGCGACGCUGGAGACGAUGCUAUCAUCGGAUUCUGCGCCAUUUCUUCUCUCCUUCCUCGCAUCCCUUUUCAACCUCGAUGGCUGGGACGAUUAUUGCAAAUCAGCUUUGUCUGCGAUAAUAGGCUCCCUCCUGAGCCAUCCAGACCAAGCGGUGUCGACCCGUUAUUUGGCCAAGCUGCUGUCUCAGAAAGCAUUCGCGCCGCUCGCACGCCAACAGUCGUCGCUCCAGGACUACCUGAAACGCAACUGCCUGGAGUGCGCACGAGGAGCAAAUCACAGCUGGGAGCUAUUCGAGGCAUGCUUCACAUUCGACAUCCUCGCACCAGAGGUGGCCAGCGAGACUGCCGAGGGUCUCUGGGCGAUCUUCGAGGGCCAACCUGUGACGGAGGCUGAAGUUCCUCUGAAGGCGCUCGAAAUAGUUGCCCAGCGGAAGCCAACACUGCUCUCAGACAGCAGCGAUUUGCAUCUGGGCUUGGUUGCCAAGCUGCUGUCAAUGGCCGAGAUCUCGGAUCAGAAGCUUUCGAGCCAAUCCGAGCGAGUGAGACUUCUCCUGGAGCCUCAUGCGGACGGCGGACCUCCACUCGUUAGGAUAAUCCAGCAGAACCUCGAGGAGGCAAGCCCGGCAUCUCUUGGGGUCGACACUCUGGUUGAUCAAGCCUCAAAGAUGGCUCAGAUGCCAGGGGUCUCCCUGGAGGAUCUCUUCCCCAGCACAACGGCGUGGAUCGACCAACUCAUCCUUUUCCUUGACGGCAGCCUCAACCCAUCGCUGUCGCUAACCAGCGAUAUGGGAGGCGUCUACCUUCUGGGAUCGGCGAACCGACGCGAGCAUCACUACCAUCCCCGUGACCGGAAAGGGCUCUCGGUACCGGCUCGGAUGGCGGUCUACACGACCAAGCUUCUGACUUCGGAUCUCAAAAUCACCGCUCUGCCCAAGGAAUUCCAGGUGGAGCUCCUGUGCCUACUCUCUCUGGUCGAGUAUGUCGUUGCCGAUCAGAUUGUGCUUCUGGAAGAGAACAGGCUAUGGGCAAGCCUUUCUCAGCCAGAAGAGUUGGCAGAGGCUGAGGAGCUGGUCUCGUCGACGCGCAGGAUCAUCAACGACACCAUCGCUGCCGCAGAUCCCGGCCAGAGUGGAGUCCCGGCUAAAGAGGGCGUUGUUGGGGAACUGGUAAAGGUCCUCAUCGGCCAGUCCCAAACGCUAUCGCCCCUCGCGGUCUAUAGUGCACGGGCGCUGGCACAGAUCCUCCGGAUGCUUACCGAGCGACAUGGCUUCCGCGCCUCACAGCAGGAGUUGUGGGUCACAAGCAUAGCCACCAUGAGCGCGACACCUGCCACGAUUCUGCCCUGCGCAGCCAUCCUCUCGGGGUAUGGAGAGCUGCUGGCUUCAUCCGCAGCCGUUGGCAUGAUGCUGAAUCGCCUCGUCAGCGACAUAGCCUACGCCAAGAGCCCGGACUCUCUCCAGACGCUUCUGAAUCUCAUCCUCUUCAACGCCUGUAUGCCCAUCUACGCCGCAGACGGGCCACCGGUGGCCAACAACCGUCUCGUGUUUGCUGUCAGGCAGAUCACGUCGUGGUUCGACAAUCCCGAUGUCCUCGGCAGCAAGAUGGCCACGGAGUGCUGUCGCGCUCUUGGUCACCUCUUCCCGUGCGUCAAGGAUGUCUACGGAUCACACUGGGAGAAGGCCCUCGGUUUCUGUCGCCACCUUUGGGACAAGGCCGCGAGAGAAACGGAGGAUCGUCGUCUGCCAUACGUCCACGCAUCGCUGAAAUUGGUCAGCCUGGUUGAGGGCUUCGACGAGCCCAAUGACGACCUUGCCGAUGCCAUCAUCUCGUUUACCGGGGACAAGACUGAAGGGCUGCUCCGACUUCUGAUGCUCGAGGACGGCGCGACGUCGCAGCCAGCCGAGCGGGUCAACGCUCUUCUCUGCAGACAAACGGAGCGAAUACCUCUGGAGCACAUAAAGGACCUUGGAGGCAUCUACGGAUUAAUGGACGCCACAUCGAGGGACAUACAGCGAGCCGCCUUCGGUCUUCUUCACCGGAAGAUUCCCAGCGAGCAAGCACGGCUUUCGGAAGAGAUUCUCUUGGAGAAGACGAAGCCGCACCUGCCGGCCGAGCUUCUCUCGCUGCUGCUGGACCCGCCAACUCUGGAAACGUUCCACGACGAGCUACUUGCUGGGUUCCCGACGCCGGUGCGCGGAUAUCUCCUCACCUGGGUGGUGAUAUUUGACGCCUUUGGCGCAGCGGCAUUCAGGCUGAGAAGCGAGUACUACGAGAACCUCAAGGCCACCGGCUCGCUCGGUCCCUUGUUGGACCUCACCUUCGACGUGCUCGGCCACUCGGUGGCACGCCCCCUCAAUCUCGAAAAGGCUCACAUCACGGCCGAUAGGAUCAUGUCGUACGACAUGAAGUUCGCCGAGGCGGAGACAGAGGAGCUGAACAUGCACUGGCUGUUUGUGCACGUCUACUACCUGGCUUUGAGGUACGUGCCCGGACUGGUCAAGUCUUGGUACAUCGAGUGCCGGUCGAAGCAGACGAGGAUCGCGGUCGAGGCCUGGACCAGGCGAUACUUUUCGCCACUCAUCGUCGCCCACACCAUAGACGAGGUGGUCAAGUGGAAUGACGAGCAGGAGCCACCCGAGGACGACGAGAAGGAGCUCAUCAUCAAGACCAACAAGAGCGCGCGCGAGGUGACGGUGGGGUAUCAGGUGGACGAGGAAGAAGCAGCCAUCGCGAUCAAGAUGCCCGAGUCGUACCCGCUCGACCCAGUCUCGGUGAUUUCGGUGAACCGGGUGGCGGUCACGGAAAAGAAGUGGCAGUCGUGGCUCAUGACGACCCAGGGCGUCAUCACCUUCUCGCACGGCAGCGUGAUCGACGGCAUCACGACGUUCCGGCGCAACGUGGUGGCCAUGAUGAAGGACCAGAGCGAGUGCGCCAUCUGCUACUGCCUCGUGUCAUCGGACAAGCGGCUGCCGGACAAGCGGUGCGGGACGUGCAAGAACCUGUUCCACCGCUCGUGCCUGCUCAAGUGGUUCCAGUCCAGCGCGCAGAACACGUGCCCGCUGUGCCGGAACCAGAUCGAUUAUGGCGUCCCCCGGCGGCAAACUGGGGACUACAUUUGGGGUCCACGAGGAUGAUGAGAUGGUGGGAGUGGUGUCGUGCAUGUACUUGAAGGGGUCAUCAGGUCAUGUUCUGGCAUCUGAAGGGGGGGGGAAAGCGACGAUGGAAAGCGAGUUUUCUGUUCAAUCAGUGGUCGGGGUUUGGUAUUUCUGGCUCCUGUUCAAUAUUAUCAGGAUCGGGCAUUUACUGGGUAGGAAGAUGCCGACCUCUCAAGGGCAGGUAGCUGAUAGGCGCAAUGUAACGAUGAAAAAUGU